Pyricularia oryzae 70-15 is the source of this 2939-nucleotide messenger RNA. RefSeq lists its product as uncharacterized. The transcript has 2 exons. NCBI's taxonomy places the organism in Eukaryota, Fungi, Ascomycota, Sordariomycetes, Magnaporthales, Pyriculariaceae. The coding region runs from base 742 to 2673 and encodes 643 amino acids. The record is from RefSeq and is a predicted model, not a curated record.
GGUCAAUCAAUGCGCAUCUGACUGUGACAAUUCAACUCUGUUCUUUGUGUUCCUCUUCCGUACUUUGCCAAAUUAUCAUUUCUUCAAGACAAAUCAAAACCCUCCUGAGCUUGUCACAAUUUGUCUAACAUGAAUAAUUAUUCUUCAAAUUUGUAACAACUCAGGCGGCCCAUGCACUGCGACGCGCCUAACACCCCACGGAGCCCAUUGUGCUCCACCCGCCGCCGUUCAAUUGCCUGACUUGGUGGGCUGGCCGGUGAACUUGUCACUGUCAAUUCUAUCCUGAGUGACAACAAUUAUCGCGUUUUACCGCGGCUGAUGGCAGAGAGGCGCACGCGAACCGGCGCCAGGGCACACUUGGGAGGCCCAUCGCGACCGCCUCAAGUAGGCACUGGCGUCUCUGGCGUUGUAUUUUUCUCCCUGAAAUAAUUCACUCACACAUUUUGCUGCAACUUACAGAAAGAGAAGAAGAAAAAGAAGAGCAAACGUCACAAACUUACCCCUCUCCUAGUCAAGUACCUACCUUACCUACAUUACCUACAUAUAUAUCCGUCUCGUGCAAAAGAGUCAGUCAGGACGUGUCGCUGUCACAGCGGGCGCCUGUCUGGCUUCUUACUGUGCACAGUGCGUUUGGUCGAAACGUGCUGGGACGCACGUGCCCAUUUUCGCCGAAUCGGUGCUACUGCCAUUCGCAAAUUCCUGCCAACCACGGCACGCGCUCGCGUGUGCAGACCAAAUUAAAUGGCUUCAUUUCCUGACGCCAACGAUGGCAGCGUUCCCACACGCAUCACGGUCAAGUGCUGCCAUGGCGACUGUACAGAACCUGCUGCCUACGGGGUUCCCCUUUGUUUUUUGCAUUUGAAGUAUCAUAAUGCUCCCAUCAUAAGCAUUUUUAACAAGAACAAAAGACACAACAACGACAACAACAAAGAGGACCAAUCAACGGCCUCUGACGAUUCUCCGGCUGCAAGUCUUGAGUCGUCGUCGAAACCAACAUCUGCGGGUCCUCCUGUCACGUCAAACUCGCGUACAGAACCAAUUCGCAAAAGACUCGACGGUAGGGCCACAGCAAGAAAAACCAUCAACUUGCCACGUGCGUCGCCGAUGGCUCCCAUCACCCGCCGGCCUAACCAGCCAGGCAGCUCAUCUACCCUAAAUGGGGAAACCUUACCCAGUGAGCCUAGUAGGAAGAAACCUCGUGUUGAUCCCAGCAUCACCACCGGCGAUGAAACCGGUACACCAACUUCUGGCUUCGGGCCGCCUGGUCAUCCCCUGCGUGAUUCGCGCUCAAAUCGUGACGUUUCUGGUUCUGGAAAGUCCACCAGAGGUCUACGGGAGACGCCAGCAAGUAGUUUCUAUGGCCACAGUCCUACCGCCAGUGAGGUUUCCAAGACCCGGACUCCUGUUGUCGAACUCCGAAACUUGCUUACGGCAGACAAGGAACAAACGCCGGGCUCGGAACCAUCCAAGUCGAAAACACCAGUGCCGGUCGUAGAACCGUCGCCCAAGGUGUUCAACCAAGGUCCUGCCAGAUACUGGGAGGAGCACAGGGCCAUGUUGACGUCACCAACUGGCCCGCAACUGGCCCACGAGCGCCAAUUGCACGAGGAGCAGGCAAUGAAAGCACCUGCAGUCUCGACCUCAUUUGAUGGUACAUACGAUAUCUCUGGGAGCACCGUAACGCCAGGCAGUCAACAGCCCAAUACUCAUUCUGUCAGCUCACACCAGUCGCCCUUUGCGAUGUCAACCCAGUCGAUGAGUUCUGGGAGCAGCUCUGGCACGUUAGCUCCUCAGAUGCAAAAGCACCUGUUGAGGCUGUACUCGGAAAACCAGUCUCAGCUUAUGGGGCAGGAUUUGAACCUGGACACGGGUGAAGGUUUGAAUGCCCCGAACCAAGGGCGCGUUCUCUUCCCAGGUGCGGCGCAGGCCGCGUCUCAAAAUACUAGGUCACAGGCAAAACACACGCACACUGUUGAACAGCCAGCAGUGGCUCGACGACUGCUUCGUUGCAUCAAACGGGAUAUACAGGCAAACACGAAUGAAACGCCCAACGCAGAAUCAGAGGCGCUGCCUGUUGAUGAGAGGCGCCGCUGGCUGCUUUCAGUAGAUGCGCAGCCCGUUUUUGACAAUCUAAUCUACAGCCAAAGCGCCGCACAACUAGCACCUCCACAAAAUGUACACUUACCACCGCGGACUGAACCACCAGAGCCGCGAGGCGCUCCGCUUUUCGCAGCCCUCAACCCACAUUCACAUUGGUGCCGGCCGCGCUCAAAAUCUUGGUUUGAAAAGAAGGAAUCCGAGAUAGAGUCUAGAGAAGAUCGGAAGGAAAGGUUUGGCAUGGCGGUCGAGAGUCUUGCCAUCAGCAGACGAGAGGAGGCCGCCGCCAAUCCCGCCCCUGCGCUAGCACGUGACCUAUUACCCGUGCAAGUCAAUGGUAGGAGUCGUGGAAAAAGUAAUGCCAAAAGGCCCUCCAGGGGUGGAGAAUCUGGACACGCGAAUGGCUUGAGCAAAAACACGGCCGCACUGGCGCGCAUGAGAUCGCAAUUCGACGCCUGGGACAUUCAGGUCUGGGAAAAAGACAAGGAGCAGACGCGGAAGGACGAGGAGACAGCACAGGCUGUUGUGCCUUCGGUCCCUGGGAAGCGCGCAAGGCGUAAAGCCAAUAUCAGAUAAAACUCGCUACUAUACACGCGACGCACGACUGAAUCUAAACGGACAAAGAGACCGCGGAGAUAGGACCGCGCAUGUAUUUUUGGGAAGUUCUUAAUAUUUGAGGUCACGGGCAAUGCAGGAGAGACUUGAAUCAAGCGAGCGUUGAGAAAAAGUAAAACACGGGGACAAUUUCCGCACGCGCGAUCACCAGUACCAAAGUGCGAGUGAUCUUUGUUGAAAUAAUAGUGACAAGACAAAAUAAAAAUCCAUUCGACUGACAAAGUGAG